AUGUUUGCCCAGGGCCUAGUGGACUUCUUUUCACAUUUUGCCAGCACCGAGGUUAUUAGCCAUGGGACUUGUGACUCUUCGCCGCCCAGCAGGGAUCCACUUGGACUGGAGUUCCUAGCCCGCCAUCCAGCAUUCCCUCCGCAAAUUGCUACCGAAGGACUUGUACCCCUCCUCGACAGUUACAUAGACCGGUCCGUUUCAGCAGUCAAAUCAGCCAGUGCCGUGCGGUUGGCGCUUCCACAACACGACUUGUCACAGGCUUUGAGUAUAUAUGGCAUACCUCAAGCCCCGGCGGUACCAUGUGUGUCACAGUCCAGCUUCGGGGAUCAUGAUAGGCAGGCAGAGCCCCCCGGACCGAGAGAGUUGUACCGCAUAGCUUCAAACUGCAUGUUGUCGGCUUUUAACUUAAGCAAGGCUGUCAAGGGCGCCAAGAGCGCCAAGGGUGCCAAGGAUGACAACGUGGUGCGCAUCAGCACGGACCGCCCAGUCAUUCCUAAAUCGACCAUCGCUCUAAGUCCUGAAUAUGUGUUUGCGACCUUUAUGUUUGGAGGACUCUGGUACUACUACGCCAGUCGCUCUUCUAUCGAGCCAGUCGUGGACAAUUGGUGCUCAUGGCUCAAUGACAGGAUUGCUGGUGCUAGGGCACCGCCAAUCAAGAAUACUCCUUGGCUCGGCUCUACUAAAUCGUUGUUUGCUGCCAAUACAGAGCAUGAUAUUCUUGCAACUUUGUGGACUUUCGUGACUCGCGGUGCUGGUAAUCUUCAACCAACUGGGUAUCAAGCUAGCUUCUCUGAGUUCUAUUCAAUGAUGGCCCUCCGGGCAGGUGUCUCUUUCGUGGCCUACGACGGCACCCUCUUAAUUGAUACUGCUGUGGUCAUGCAGACAGUGGCCCAGGUUCCAAAUCUCGGAUAUGAUGGUAUGACUGGUGACCAAAGAGGAGCUGUGAUUUUUUUCGAUUGCGACAUGGGCAAAGCCUGGGCGGCUCGUUUUCUUGCAGCGGUCCGCUGGUAUACCCACUGCUCUCCUAGUGCCAUGGGAUUAAGCACAAUAGCAAGUGGCUUAUAUGCAUAUACAUCACAACGCCAUGGGCCUGGCUACUGGAAAUACAUCCGCCCACGGCUCAUCCACACACAGGGUCAAGCGUCCAGCUUUGACUUGCCUGUCUGUACCCCCAGCUUUUGGUACGAUGGUGGACUUGAAGAGCGCCAGCCACCACCACUCCGUCCAUGCAAACACUGUCCACAACCUAUCUAUGAUUCCCCCAUAAUUGGUGCUAUCAAUGCCGUCUCGUCAAUCACAGAGUGUGAGACUUAUGAGCAAUGGCGCUCUCAAAUUGCUAUAUCCGUUGCCAGCGUGGAUAGUUGGCUGCGCGACCUUGCAACUCGUGGUGAGAGCGAUGUCUUACUCCGUGCCACAAUAGGAGCAGCCCCAAGCUUCCUCACUCUAUUGUCUAAGACCCUUACUGCUGUACUAGAAUUCGAUUGA
Molecule: messenger RNA, 1485 nt
Organism: Penicillium coprophilum
Lineage: Eukaryota; Fungi; Ascomycota; Eurotiomycetes; Eurotiales; Aspergillaceae
Exons: 1
Coding region: 1-1485 (494 amino acids)
Source: RefSeq, a predicted model, not a curated record